AGUGAUUGCAUUAACAACAUCGCAGCCAUGGACUUAGAAGUGGAAUCCGCAGACAUAAUUCGCUUGAUAAUGCAAUAUCUCAAGGAGAAUAAUCUCCACCGCACUCUGGCGACGCUUCAAGAAGAGACGACCGUGUAUCUCCAUACUGUCGACAGCAUCGACAGCUUCAUUGCGGACAUAAACACUGGACAGUGGGAUAUAGUGUUGCUCGCAAUCCAAUAUCUGAAACUUCCUGACAAGCUGCUCAUUGAUCUCUAUGAACAGAUUGUGCUGGAAAUGAUUGAGUUGGGGGAGCUGGGAGCCGCCCAGUUUUUACUAAAGCAAACAGAUCCCAUGAUCAUGCUGAAGCAUACACAACCUGAGCGCUACUCACACCUGGAGACUCUUCUCACCCAACCAUACUUUGACUCACAAGAGGCAUAUCCAGUGGGCAGCAGCAAAGAGAAGCGCAGACUGGCUAUCUCUCAAGCGUUUGCAGGAGAGGUCUGUUUGGUGCCACCCUCUCGUCUCAUGGCUCUGCUGGGGCAGGGUCGUAUAUGUGAGGGGGCUCUAUACAGGUUACAGGAGACCAAAGCACUAAGGCAGUUUGGCUCAUUAGCGAUGCUGUCUCUGAAGUGGCAGCAGCACCAGGGACUCUUGCCUCCAGGAAUGUCACUGGAGCUGUUCCGGGGGAAAGGUGCAUUGAAGGACAUGGAGGAAGAGCGCUUCCCUACUCAGCUCAGUCGCCUAAUAAAGUUUGGGCCAAAGUCCCAUGUAGAGUGUGCUCGAUUCUCUCCUGAUGGACAGUACUUGAUUACUGGAUCUGUUGAUGGUUUCAUCGAGAUCUGGAACUUUACCACUGGUAAAAUUCAGAAGGAUCUGAAGUACCAAGUUCAGGAUAAUUUCAUGAGGAUGGAUAAGGCUGUGCUGUGUCUGGCAGUCAGUCAUGACUCAGACGUAGUUGCUUCUGGAGCUCAGGAUGGGAAUAUACAGAUUUGGAGAAUUCACAAUGGGCAAUGUCUAUGCAGGUUCGAGCGAGCCCACAGCAAAGCGGUCACCUGUCUCUGCUUCAACAAGGGCAGCAGCCACAUCUUAAGUUCCUCCUUUGACCAGAUCAUCAGACUUCACGGUUUAAAAUCAGGAAAGACACUGAAGGAGUUUCGAGGCCAUACCUCUUAUGUAAAUGACGUUAUCUUCUCACACGAUGGCCAGCGUGUAAUUAGUGCAUCGGCAGAUGGGACGGUAAAGAUCUGGAACAUGAAGACAAUGGAUUGCACCCACACAAUAAAAUCGCCUGACAUUCCAGAGGGUACAGACAUCACUGUUAACAAUGUUGUGCUCGUCCCGAAGACCCCUGAGCACUUUGUGGUGUGUAAUAGGACCAACACUGUGGUUGUUAUGAACAUUCAUGGCCAGGUGAUGAGAAGUUUCUGUUCAGGCGUAAAAGAUGGGGCAGACUUUGUGUGCUGCACGUUGUCUCCUCGUGGAGAGUGGAUUUAUUGCGUGGGAGAAGACUAUGUGCUGUACUGCUUCAGCACCGUCACUGGCAAGCUGGAGAGAACACUCACGGUACAUGAAAAAUAUGUAAUUGGCAUAACUCACCACCCUCAUCAAAAUCUCAUCGCCACUUACAGCGAGGAUGGCCUACUUAAACUCUGGAAGCCCUGAGUCCCUUCCUGCCUGAUAUGGACUCUUACACUUGUCUUGUGUUUAUAUAUUCUGAAUGCAUUACCCCCGCAUACUACACUUUUGUCUAUGGCUUUAUAGGCCUGCCAUGAAAUCAGUGUUCCAUUUAAAGCUCUAAUAAUGUAAUCAGUAUUUUGGAGGGGAAAGAAACACAAACACCUUUCAGUUAAACUGGUACCACAGCAGUCAUGAGAUGGAGGACCUCUCCCAACAUCUGCCACUAAGUGCAUCGAACUUCCAAAAACUAACCUUUACUCUCAAGCCUCUAGUGGAAAACAUACAAAACUGCAUGGAUGUAGUGGUCUGUUUCUAUUAUUAAGGGCGUUGUAGUAUUGUCCGUGAUAAUAUCUGCAUGCAAGAUUUAACCAUAUCAAAAUGAAUAUGGUCAAUGUACUGGGUUUUUUGCUGACCAUUGUUGGAGUUUCACAUCUUACAUGUGAUUGUGAUUUCUUUGAUCAAUGUGAGCAAAGACAAAUAUUCAGUGUACCUUCUCAGAAGUCUUGGAUUUUCACAUAUUUGUACUAGUGUACAUUCAGAAUUCUGAUAUUUAGAAUUCAUAUGGUACAAUUUUGUUUUGAUUCUAGUGGUUUAGUGUGUUUUAACACUUGGCCCAGCACAUGUACUUAUACUGCAUGCAUGUAAACUGUUAUUGCAAUACUAUAUGGGAGUUAUCCGUGUGGUUUCUAUUCUGAUUACACAGUUUUUUGUUUUUUAAAUUAAGGGUAUAAUAUUGCUUUGCAGUGUACAUCUCAAAGUAUCUUAGUGUUGGU
Messenger RNA from Xyrauchen texanus (razorback sucker), 2435 nucleotides. Its product is annotated as WD40 repeat-containing protein SMU1-like. Gene Ontology annotation, cellular component: precatalytic spliceosome. The coding region runs from base 28 to 1647 and encodes 539 amino acids. The record is from RefSeq and is a predicted model, not a curated record. Gene Ontology annotation, biological process: mRNA splicing, via spliceosome. Lineage: Eukaryota; Metazoa; Chordata; Actinopteri; Cypriniformes; Catostomidae. The transcript has 13 exons. Gene Ontology annotation, molecular function: protein binding.